Molecule: messenger RNA, 3197 nt
Organism: Epinephelus lanceolatus (giant grouper)
Lineage: Eukaryota; Metazoa; Chordata; Actinopteri; Perciformes; Serranidae
Gene: tox4a
Product: TOX high mobility group box family member 4 a
Biological process (GO): regulation of transcription by RNA polymerase II
Cellular component (GO): nucleus
Molecular function (GO): chromatin DNA binding
Source: RefSeq, a predicted model, not a curated record
CAGCCCCUGAAUGCAGCGUUAGCAGUUUGGUUCGGAUGGUAGUAGCAUCACAUCAGGACAUGAAUGGGUGUGUUUUGGGCCUCCUCAAAGAUUUACCCACCGGGGAACUAAUGCGUAAUAUUUUGGUAACAUUUUGAUUAUUUGGCUGCUAUCAACCUCGAAUAAAACCAAUUAAACCAGUUUUCCUCAAGGCUUCAAAGCUAAUGUAGCUUAGCAUCAUCCCCUCGACUGUAACGUUAUGCUAGCCUAUGGAGAUUAGCUGGUUAGCCGCUAGAAGCUUGAGUUAAUGCUGGGAUAGUUGACCUACAUGGGUAGGAAAGUCAGAUAUUCCAGUUACCAAGAAGUUACACUACGUGUGAGAUAGUUUGUUUCGAUAAAUCAUCUCAAAAUGGACCUUAAUUUUUACUCUGACCUGUCGGACGGCUGUGCUCAAAAUGUUGACCCGGAGUUUUUGGACACUCAAGCCUAUGGUGGAUACUCUGAGGAAAAUAAGUUUCCAGAAGGCGGUGACAGUUAUCUCACCAUUAGUGGAGCAGGCCACCCUUUUUUGUCCGCGGAGCAGACAUUCCAUACUCCCAGUCUUGGGGAUGAGGUUUUUGAGAUCCCCCCUAUCUCCCUUGAUCCAGACCCGACUCUGAGCAUCAGUGAUGAAGUGUCCCAUUUUGAGUUGACGGAUGGAUCAGAGGGCACCGGGGGACCUUCAGGUUCCCGCAGCCUUGUUAGCAACCUGGUGGUGGAGGCCAAUGACCCUUCCUUUGCUUCAACGUUUGUAAACUCGGGGUCUCAGGGACUGGAGCAGCUGAACCUUGGGGCAAUGAGCCAGGCUGGAGGGGGAGCCCUGCUGAGCUCUUCUGCUCUGGAGCUGGGGAAUUCCAGUGGUUCACAUUUCAGCAGUUCGUCCCCCAUGACCAUCGAUGUCCAACUAGGUGACAUCAGUCAUGGUCUUUUGGGAAGCAACCAACUGAGCACUAUUAACCCAUCUGAGCUGGCACUGGGUCUUGGGGGGGAUAACAUUGGGCAUCAUUCAGAGACACCUGAGCAGCCACUGUCAGCAACACCAUCACCAGCAGGCUCCUUGCAGGAUGAGGACAUGGAUGACUUCAAGAGGAGUGUGCUGGUAGACUCCCCGAUGUGUCUCUCCUCCUCCGCCCUCUCCCACAUGUCCUCCCAUCCAGCUCCUACAUCUUUAUCUCCAGCUACGGCCAAAAGGGGUGGAGGGAAGCCAGCCACAUUGGCCUCAGUGACUGGGGCGCUGGGUACUAAAAAAGGAAGGAAGAAGAAAGACCCAAAUGAACCACAGAAGCCCGUUUCAGCGUACGCCCUGUUCUUCAGAGACACCCAGGCAGCCAUUAAGGGCCAGAACCCCAAUGCUUCUUUUGGGGAGGUGUCAAAGAUUGUCGCCUCCAUGUGGGACAGCCUGGCUGAGGAACAGAAACAGGUUUAUAAGAGAAAAACAGAAGCAGCCAAAAAGGAGUAUUUGAAAGCACUGGCAGCAUAUAAAGCCAACCAGCUCACACAGUCUGCCACUGAGGAGAUGGAGACUGCCCCCUCACCACCUUCACCGGUAGUCAAUCUGACACCUGCAGCCCUUCCCUUGGCUGGUCACCAGGCCAUCCGCUCGGUUAACAACAACCUGGAAGAGAACACCAUCACCAACAUUUGUGCCUCCAACAUCAUCCUGGACGUCCCAGAGAUGACCACACGUUCCCGCACGGGAGCAAACAAAGCCUUGGCUCCAGCAACCGCAGCACCCCCGGCCCAGACCAUCACCAAGAUCAUAAUUCCAAAGCACAUGUUGCAGGCAGGGGGCCAGGUGGUGACCGUGUUGCCCGGAGGGGUCCAUGCUCUGCAGCCCACCCUGGUAGUGUCUGGUGCCUCUCGUCAGCCACCACCGCUGCAGCAGAUGCAGAACGCACCACCUCCGCCACGGCUCCAGCAAAUGGCACCAGCACCUCCACCCUUACAGGCCAAGCCCCGCGAGGGGAGCAACACGCCGGGUGUCCCUGUGUCCGUCACGGCUACACCUCCGCCUCCACUCCAGAUAAAAAUAGUUCCUGCAUCUUUGCAGGGCAAAGAGUCCCUGCCAAUUAUCGUCCCUAAUACAGUGGCUGUGUCAUCUUCUGCGACUACAUCUGCCCAGUCUGCACCUGUUGUGUCAGUGCAGGUGGUGAAUUCUACAGACACAUCCGGCAAUACAGAUGAGGAUGUAGUUACAGAAGUGCUGCACUCAGAAGAGGAGGAGAUGGAGGUGAAUGGGUCCAGUGACGCCACAACUAUGAGAAGUGUGUGUGUGAGGACAGGCUGUAACAACCCAGCCGUAGAGAGUGACGACUGGGACAAAGAAUACUGCAGCAACGAAUGUGUGGCCACUCACUGCAGAGAUGUUUUCAAGGCGUGGUGCUCGAUCAGGAAUCAGACCAUGGGAGUGGUGAAAUAAAGAGCAGCUGCUACAGAUCACAUGGGGAUCACAUCUCAGUGGGACAAAUGCAGCACUGGUGCCGCACUGAAAUGUCUAAAGUGCAUUUCACCGCAGUUCUUAAACUGUUGUGUGCAUGUACUGUAGGUGUGACAGUUGCUGUUGAGGACAAUAAACGUGUAGUAUUGCAAAAUGAGGACAGCAGAUCCAUGUUAGUGUUUUUGCCACAGAGACUAUUCUAAUAAAGGUAGGAUAAUAGUGUAGUGUUAUGUUUGACGUUGUAUACAGCUUUUAGUCAGGCAUCAAGGGAAUUCAAGGCAGCUAGAGGAAAGAUCAGUACGAUGAAGUAUAACAGUCGAUCAAGAUAAUGGUAUUCUUUUAGAUUUGUUUCUACUAAAGCCCACACAGGUCAGUUUAUACUUGUUUACUGUAAACUGUUGGAAACGCUCCAACAAAGAACAUUUCAGCCUUCUUACAGCAGUUUGAGACAUGAUUGCACGCUGCUCAUGGAUUUGAACUUUGUGCCAUGAAGUGUUUGUGUUUCAUGUCUCAAAGCUAAUGAAACAUUUCCAAUUCUUUUACUACAAACUAAGGCUAAAAUAUACCUCAGUUUGAGUGGACCAGCAGUUUGUAUCACUGUAUACCUUGUUAUUGUACGGAAAAUAGUGGCCUUUCUAGGUUUGAUAUUGCCUUCAUGUUUUUGUAUCACAUUCUGUUGAGUUCAUUGUUGUUAAAAAAGGCUUGACUCAUGUUUUCUUAAUAAAUGAGCAACUUUGCUACA